Molecule: messenger RNA, 1182 nt
Organism: Penaeus chinensis
Lineage: Eukaryota; Metazoa; Arthropoda; Malacostraca; Decapoda; Penaeidae
Product: galactosylgalactosylxylosylprotein 3-beta-glucuronosyltransferase S-like
Exons: 7
Coding region: 124-1071 (315 amino acids)
Biological process (GO): carbohydrate metabolic process; chondroitin sulfate proteoglycan biosynthetic process
Cellular component (GO): Golgi membrane
Molecular function (GO): galactosylgalactosylxylosylprotein 3-beta-glucuronosyltransferase activity
Source: RefSeq, a predicted model, not a curated record
CACGGCGAGUGAUGCGUAACGCGCGACCUCCGUUAUCAACUCGCCACCAAUUCUUCAAGAGCAGAGGGGCGCACGAACGCUGCGUUUUCCCCUGCACUUGCCAGGCUACGCAGAGCCCAUGAUAUGCCAUCCCGCCUGCUGGACAGAGCUGAGAUGACCUUCCGAAGUAGAUCGUAUAGUCUCCUGUGUCUCGCAUCCUUCGCCCUCGUCAUGCUCGCGUUUCACGAGUUCUCUCCAGGAGAAAUCAAGGACGGCGACAGAGCGAGAAGAGGGCUGCUGGACUACGGGCGAACCAUCUACGUGGUGACGGGAACCUACCAGCGGACAAAUCAGAUGCCAGAGAUGACCCAGCUGGCUCAGACCUUGAUGCUCGUGCCAAACGUGCACUGGAUCGUGGCCGAGGAUACCCGCGUGCAUAAUAAGUGGAUCAUGGAGUACCUCCGUUUCACGGGUAUUCCGUUCACGUACCUAAAAACUCCUACGCCCAGGAAGUUCCUCAAGUUGGGCACCGUCCCUAUCGGUGCCUCCAACUCCCGCGCCGCCAUCGCCUGGAUCCGCAAAAAUGCCAAGACAGGUGUUGUUUACUUCGCCCACGAGACAAAUAUUUACGACUACAGGCUGUUUGAAGAGAUUCGCUCGACGAGGGGCGUGUCGCUCUUCCCCGUCGGCUUCGCGACUCGACUCCAGCUGUCGACGCCCGUGGUGAAGAAAGGGCGCUUCUCCGGCUGGUACGACGACCUGGCGACCGAAAGGAAGUUCCCCGUGGAAAUGGCCGGCUUUGCCUUCUCAGUGGAACUACUGCAACAGCGCCCUCGUGCCAACGUAGAUUGGUCAUACGACUUCCAGGAAGAGAGCCUCCUGAAGGGUUUAGGCAUCCCACCAGAAAGGAUGGAGCUUAAGGCCGAAAGGUGUAAUAAGAUAUUAGUGUGGACUGUGGAAGCAGUAAUGCCCAAGCCAGCGACCAGAGAAAUUUGUGACAAACAGUACGACGGCACUAAUGUGCGGAUAUUGGAGAGCAUAUUAGAGGUGGAAGGAGUAUCGUGCGCAUAUGAUAUGAAAAAGAAGUAUUGACGAAGAAGGAGGGAGAGACUCAGAACGGAUGAAGAGGACUGAAGCCUUUUUUUUACGAAUAAAUCAGUGUAUAUAUUUAUUAGAGAUUAUCUAAUAAAAUGGAAUUGCGUA